AUGUGGAUUUUUGAUUGGUUCCAAGACGUAUUAGCCUCAUUAGGUUUAUGGAAUAAACAUGCCAAGUUGUUAUUUCUAGGUUUAGAUAACGCUGGUAAAACAACAUUAUUGCAUAUGUUGAAAAACGACAGAUUGGCCACCUUACAACCAACUUUACACCCGACAUCGGAAGAGUUGGCCAUUGGCUCCGUUAGAUUUACUACAUUUGAUUUGGGUGGGCAUCAGCAAGCACGUAGAUUGUGGAAGGACUAUUUCCCUGAAGUCAAUGGAAUUGUAUUCCUAGUUGAUGCUGCUGAUCCCGACAGGUUAGCUGAAUCAAAGGCUGAAUUGGAAUCAUUGUUUAGAAUUGAAGAGUUGAGUCAAGUGCCAUUUGUUAUAUUGGGUAACAAGAUUGAUGUUCCAACUGCUUGUGGUGAAAUGGAAUUGAAGAAUGCUUUGGGAUUGUACAACACUACAGGUAAGGAUACUGGAAAAUUACCUGAAGGUACUAGACCAAUUGAAGUGUUUAUGGUAUCUGUUGUUAUGAGAUCAGGUUACGGUGAAGCAUUCAAGUGGUUGUCCCAGUACAUUUAA
Lodderomyces parapsilosis is the source of this 573-nucleotide messenger RNA. It is a transcript of the gene SAR1, whose product is annotated as Arf family GTPase. The record is from RefSeq and is a predicted model, not a curated record. The transcript has 2 exons. NCBI's taxonomy places the organism in Eukaryota, Fungi, Ascomycota, Pichiomycetes, Serinales, Debaryomycetaceae. Gene Ontology annotation, molecular function: GTP binding; GTPase activity. Bases 1 to 573 code for a protein of 190 amino acids. Gene Ontology annotation, cellular component: endoplasmic reticulum exit site; COPII vesicle coat. Gene Ontology annotation, biological process: vesicle organization; intracellular protein transport; membrane organization.